This is a messenger RNA of Oryza sativa Japonica Group (Japanese rice), 855 nucleotides long. RefSeq names its product glycine cleavage system H protein 2, mitochondrial. Gene Ontology annotation, biological process: protein lipoylation; glycine decarboxylation via glycine cleavage system. The record is from RefSeq and is a predicted model, not a curated record. Gene Ontology annotation, cellular component: mitochondrion; cytoplasm; glycine cleavage complex. NCBI's taxonomy places the organism in Eukaryota, Viridiplantae, Streptophyta, Magnoliopsida, Poales, Poaceae.
UCUCUCUCCAAGGUGGCGGCGGGGUUGGUCCACUCGAAGAGCUCGGCGGUGGAACAGCUCGCUCGAUCAUGGCCGCCGCCGCCGCCGCCUCAAGGGCGCUCUGGGCUUGCCGCACCGCCUCCUACCUUCGGAUCUCCUCCUUCCCCAGGGCUUUCUCCACCGUCCUUAAAGAUCUAAAAUAUGCUGAUACUCAUGAGUGGGUGAAGGUUGAGGGUGAUUCAGCAACCAUAGGGGUCACAGACCAUGCUCAGGACCAUUUGGGUGAUGUUGUGUAUGUUGAGCUUCCAGAAGUUGGUUCCACAGUAUCACAAGGAACGAACUUUGGUGCGGUUGAAAGUGUGAAAGCAACCAGUGAUAUCAAUGCACCAGUAUCUGGAGAGAUUAUUCAAGUAAAUGAUGAACUAAGUGAAAAACCAGGAUUUAUAAAUGGAAGUCCAUAUGAGAAGGGAUGGAUCAUCAAGGUUAAGAUAAGUGAUCCAAGUGAGUUAAACUCGCUGAUGGAUGAUGAGAAGUACAAGAAGUUUUGUGAGGAAGAAGAUGGCAAACACUGAUCAAUCCCCUAACUGCUGGAUUUCAAGAAACUAUGCAGCAACUCACCAUCAUGACAAUGAGCCAUCUCGCCUCUCCUACCACAUUAUAUUAUUCUGGAUAGAGGAGUCCCAAGGAAUGUAAUAAGCUGAAACAUUUUUCUUGCAAAUCAGACAUGAAAAUUUUGUAGUGUCCUGAUCAUUCCGUUUGUGCUCCAUUUGAAAUUCAGCUCUUGAUUUGCUUAUCAUCUGAAUACAGGUGGAGGAUUGGGUUUGUUUAAACUUUGAUUAAGUGACAGUGACUUGAUUGUAUUGAGAUUGCAGCUCA